Messenger RNA from Solenopsis invicta (red fire ant), 491 nucleotides. RefSeq lists its product as uncharacterized. Bases 171 to 491 code for a protein of 106 amino acids. The transcript is spliced from 3 exons. The record is from RefSeq and is a predicted model, not a curated record. Lineage: Eukaryota; Metazoa; Arthropoda; Insecta; Hymenoptera; Formicidae.
CGCUUGCAAGAUUUACGUUUGAAUAUGUGUAUGAUCUCAUCAUAAAAUAUGUAAUUUCCACAUUUGAUGUCGAUAUGGUGGUGGGGAUUAUAAAAUAAAAAGAACUUUAAAAACGUUACUCUCAUCAGUUGCUCAUUGUUAGCGGACAACUCUUGAAAAAUACGAGAGAAAUGGCGAACUACUACGUUCCAAUCCAAACCGAAGCAUGCGAGAAAUCAACAUUGCCACACACAUCAAUGAACUACUAUAUUCCGAUCAAGACCGAAGCAUGUGAGAAAUCAACGCCACCACGAUACACAUCACACAUUUUGGGGAGAAGGUUUGCACUAACUCCUACAUCUUAUAAAUGGUUGGAGAUCGGAAUCAACGCAGGAUCUAUAUCCUACGUGGAAUUGGUGCUGGGUGACAACCGCGGAAAUCAAAUUGCUCUGCCUUAUAAAACGUGGAGAUCGUUGAUUGAGAAACGUAUGGACAUCGAGGGACUUAUGUAG